CAUCUCCUCUCCCAACUCAUUCCUCUUCUGCACUUCUGCACACCAUGAACUUAGCUGACACCAUCACCACCACCUCCUCCACCUCCUCUUCAUCCCCUCCUCUCCUCUCUCUUUCUCCACCGAUCAUCCUCAGCCCUUGCGCCGCCUGCAAGAUUCUCCGGCGCCGCUGCGUCGACAAAUGCCUUCUUGCCCCUUACUUCCCCCCCACUGAUCCCCUCAAAUUCACCGUUGCCCAUCGCGUCUUUGGUGCCAGCAACAUCAUCAAAUUCCUCCAAGAAUUGCCUGAAAGCCACCGAGCUGAUGCAGUGAGCAGCAUGGUGUACGAGGCCAAUGCAAGGAUAAGAGACCCCAUUUACGGCUGCGCCGGAGCAAUCUGCAAGCUUCAGAAGCAAGUGACCGAGCUCCAGGCUCAGCUCGCUCGAACCAGAGCUGACCUUCUUCAUGUCCAAACUCAGCACGCCAACUUCCUCGCCCUUCUCAUGGCGUCCUCUUCAAUGCAGUCACCUCCGAUCAAUAUUCAAUCACCAUUGGAUUCACCAAACUUCUUAUAUGAUGGCGACAGCGACAACAAUGGCGCCCUGGCUUAUGGCUCCGUUUGGGAGGAUUCCUUGUGGGCCUGAUAUUCAUUUUAUUUUUUUUAUGAUGAGAGGGAUGAUGAAGAUGAAGAGCUGGAUCAAAAAUAAGCUUUUUAAUAAUUUGAUUCGUAAGAUUGACUGAACUUAAUUUGUCUGAUGGGAUUCAAAUGUUUCUCUCGAGCUAAUUAAUCACAAUUAGCAGUUCAGUUUAUCUGCU
Molecule: messenger RNA, 792 nt
Organism: Dendrobium catenatum
Lineage: Eukaryota; Viridiplantae; Streptophyta; Magnoliopsida; Asparagales; Orchidaceae
Product: LOB domain-containing protein 1
Exons: 2
Coding region: 45-620 (191 amino acids)
Source: RefSeq, a predicted model, not a curated record